Messenger RNA from Saccostrea cuccullata (small rock oyster), 1688 nucleotides. RefSeq names its product mucin-2-like. NCBI's taxonomy places the organism in Eukaryota, Metazoa, Mollusca, Bivalvia, Ostreida, Ostreidae. The transcript has 3 exons. The record is from RefSeq and is a predicted model, not a curated record. The annotation marks the transcript as partial.
CAAUGUUUUACUCGCCAUAAAAGUCCUAAACAUUUUUUUCGCUUUUUUAUAGUAAAAUUGCCAACUUACGCCGCAGUGUACUAUCCAGAGGAUGAUGUCACUGGAAUUAUACCUACUACUAGAAUCCUAGGGGACCCUCUAUUUGAGAUUAAUUCAGUGGUGACCAUCAACUGGAGUAAAGAUUUGCAGCCGCCAGCUCUCAUUAUUUCCUUGUCAGACUGCAGACAACAGCUGGAGGAUGCCAUUGACAGAUAUGAAGAAGCUCUGGAUGAAGAUGUUGAUGACACAACGUACACACCCCCACAAAAGAAGGAACGAAAGGACAACAAACUACCCCAAAAAGAAAAUGUGAAAGACAAGACAGACAGUGUUAAAGGGAAGCAUACAACAGAGGUUCAGAAGGAAGUGCAUCCUAUAAACGGCGAGAAUGACAGCAGAGAAGGACUAAUGGUGUGUCCACAAGGAACCGAGGAUAAGAUUGACACUUUCCUUACGUCAGAGAAAACAACUCCAGAAUCAACCACACUAGAAGACAGCUCCCUUACAACAUCAACACCAUCAGUGAUGACUCCAAAAUCAACCACAACAGAGGAUUUCUUCCAAACAUCAACGACAUCACCAGUGGAUACUGAUCCGAAGUCAGUCACGCCAGGGAACUCCUCCCUUACAACACCACCCCCAGAGAUAAGAGACACAGAAACAUUCGAACCAGAUGGCACAUUUGUUAUGUUAACAACACCUGAAAGAUCACCUCCAACAUUACUCAAAGAAGUGGAUUUCUCUUAUACAGUGACCACAACACCAGAGAGAACAAGAGACAGCACCUCUUCAACAUCAUCCACAAGACAGAAGCAAACCGUGAGAAGGACUUCAAACCCAUCACAAGAAUGGCCAUUGGCAGUCUCUACUCCAGAUCCAAAACACCUGAGCACAACUCUUCCUGUUUUAAACUUGUCAGAGUAUUUCCCAGAUCUUGAAGAUUCUUUUGUCGCAAAGCAACACGGAAUGAUGCAGACAGUUGAGGAAAACAGACAAGCACUAAGAAGAAUUGAAGACAUCUUGGCGGAAAUCAAAUGUCAACUCAUCAGGAGCAUUACAUCGACUUCCAAAACACAAGCCACAACAGUAACAGAAAAAGUGGAAUCCAAACCUGAACAAACAUUCAAGAACAACUCUUCUCAGACGACAAGUUCGACACCCGCGCCUUCCAUAUUUGCUAACAUUGAACUUCUCGCCACCAGUGAUGAUCCUCCAGCACCAAACAAACCUACUGCAGAUCUCGCAACAGCAACCAGAAGAGUAGCCAAGUCAAUUUUCGAAAGUGUUGAGGCCCUAGCUGCUAGUUCUGAAGGAGAUGGAACAUCACAACCACACAAAAUUGGUUCUCCAUAUCAUCAGCAGAGUGAUAUUGCCAAACAAUGGAUGCCUUUGAACAUGGUGGACUUCCUGGAAUUCAGACCGACCGAAAAUUAAGAGUUGGCAGAGAAUGCAGUUGUGUCAUGAGUAGAACUUCAGAAAUCUAGUGAGUAGGAACCGAAUGACAUCAGCUCAGAUGGAGAAGUACAAGAAGAUCAAAGGAAAAUUAUCCUGCAGUGUUUGGUCAGAAAAAACGUUAAUUGAGAGAUCAAAGAGACAAAAGCCAUUUUCAAUUGGCAUAAAUUUUACCGUCACAUCUGCCGAGGACAGCU